Messenger RNA from Emiliania huxleyi CCMP1516, 638 nucleotides. RefSeq lists its product as hypothetical. The record is from RefSeq and is a predicted model, not a curated record. The annotation marks the transcript as partial. The transcript is spliced from 3 exons. NCBI's taxonomy places the organism in Eukaryota, Haptophyta, Isochrysidales, Noelaerhabdaceae.
AGUGGAUGAACGUCGUGCUGCUGCAGUCGAGCCGCUACGAGCAGUUGCGCGAGCGAUGGCAGCCUCCGACCGACGAUCCGCAGUGGCGUAACUUGGCUCUCGCCAAGGGCCUCGUCCCGUCCUUGCUCAGUCAAGCCGCCGCUCGGGCGGCGGAGCCGCUCGCCCACACCACGCGCACGCUGGUGCAGCUCGAGGUCAUCGACCACGACGUCGGGCAGACCGCGCUCUCGAACUAUCUGAAGAACUGCCUCGCCAAGUCCAAGGGCAUCUCGGGCCCGUCGUACAACCCGGCCAACGGCUCCCACACGCUACACCGGCACAUCGCCGCGGCGGUGCCCGUCGCCUCGCUCCUGAAGGUGCUCUCGGCGCUGCACCGCACGCGGGAGGAGCCCGAGGCGGCGCCUUCGUACACCGAGCUGCAGGCGAGCGCCGACGCGUCGGCGGCCGCCGCGCGGCGACAUAGGGUGAUGCGGCACGGCGGUAGAUGGCCGAGGAUGCAGACGGACCGUGGUAUGUGUGUUGUGUAUAUGCUCAUAUCCGCAUGAUCCGCUUGAGCAGCAGGCACACACGACACACACGCCAAGCGCGUGAAGUUGUCGCUCGGGUUGCCUGAACUAGAUGACAUUCCCAUAUUCAUU